Molecule: messenger RNA, 1090 nt
Organism: Lathyrus oleraceus (garden pea)
Lineage: Eukaryota; Viridiplantae; Streptophyta; Magnoliopsida; Fabales; Fabaceae
Exons: 5
Coding region: 237-794 (185 amino acids)
Source: RefSeq, a predicted model, not a curated record
UAAAGAAACAACUGAGAGAGGUUUCGUUGUUUUUUCUCUCUCAAAACAAAACAAACAUCCUCUCUCUCUCUCUCUCUUUCUUGAGUCAUCCACGCACCACAUUCAUCUCAUCGCAGACAUAAAAAAAACAAACCUCAAACCUUCCACUCCUCUCUCAUUCUUUCCUUUUUAUUUUCUCAUUUUUUCCACCAACACCAUCUACCACAACCACCGUCGCACCAAACACAUCUCACCAGAUGUGCGACCGUGACUGGGUCAACUUAGCUCUGGCCGACGACUCCAUCGUCGCCGACACUCUCCUCCGUUUCAACCCUCCUCAACCACCACCGCCACCACCACUUCAUCUCCACUGGACCGUCCGCCAACCCCGCUCCAGGUCCAUUCCAAAACUCCCCGCAAAACCUGACUUCACAAGAGCCAGCCCCACCACCCCGCUUACAUGGAGUGCCGCCACGUCAGCCAGCGAAGAAUCCAGCCUCCCAAUAAAACUCACCAAAUCAUCAAGAUCUAAGGUCUCUAAUCAAAAGGAAACAGUUACUACUAUCAAAAACUCUAAAAGAAAAAAGACUUUAGCUGAACUAAAAGAGGAGGAGAGUUUCUUGUUGAAAGAAAGGAUAAACUUGAAAAAUGAACUGGCUUCUUUGCGUCUCACUGUCGAAAAAGAGAAAGCCACAAAUGAAAGAUUGAAGAGAAUGAAGCUUGAUUUCGAUUCGCAACAUAACACUAAUAUAGCUUCAGCCUCUGAGAUUUGUAAGCAAGAACCUAAAUUUGUUCUCCCAGACCUAAACUUGUAGGUCAAUGAGGAUUUAACCAAGCUCCAAUGCAGUGCAUAAUGACCACCAAAUCUCGGUCGUUGAGUUCGGGUUGCGAUUAUGCGGUAUAGUUUAUGGUAUAACACAUUAAUCUAACUAUUUAGGUUAUUCUAAUGUAAGUGUAGACACUAAAUCAUUCACUUUCCUCACCUAGUCAAAACUGACUCUGGUUUUUAUUCAUCAAGGUGUUGUGUUGUGGCAUUCAAGAACUCCAAACACUUCAUUUGUAGUUCCAUUUUUUAUUUGUUUUUUACAUUGUUCAAUAUUCUUUAUGGCUA